CCCAAAUCUGUAUAUAAAUAUCUCUUAGGGUUUUGCCCGAUUUCCCGAAGCUUUUUUGAUCUCUCUCUCCGCCGUCACUCUCAACCGCGCGACGCUUAACGAUCUCAGCCAUGGCCGCCGCCGUAGAAAUCGACGCAGAGAUCCAGCAGCAGCUUACCAACGAGGUCAAGCUCUUCAACCGCUGGACCUACGAUGACGUCUCGGUUGCAGAUAUCAGUCUUGUUGACUACAUUGGAGUCCAAGCAGCCAAACACGCCACCUUUGUCCCCCACACUGCAGGAAGAUACUCUGUGAAGAGAUUCAGGAAGGCUCAGUGCCCAAUUGUUGAGAGGCUCACAAACUCUCUCAUGAUGCACGGAAGAAACAAUGGAAAGAAGUUGAUGGCGGUGAGGAUCAUCAAGCACGCCAUGGAGAUCAUCCACCUCUUGACUGACGCCAACCCGAUUCAGAUCAUCAUCGAUGCCAUUGUCAACAGUGGUCCACGUGAAGAUGCCACCAGAAUUGGAUCUGCUGGUGUCGUUAGGAGACAAGCUGUUGAUAUCUCUCCUCUGAGACGUGUUAACCAGGCCAUCUUCUUGCUCACAACCGGUGCUCGUGAGGCUGCUUUCAGAAACAUUAAGACUAUUGCUGAGUGCCUUGCUGAUGAGUUAAUCAACGCAGCCAAGGGCUCGUCCAACAGCUAUGCCAUCAAAAAGAAGGAUGAGAUUGAGAGAGUUGCCAAGGCUAAUCGUUAAGGGAAAGUCUUCUUUUGCCCUGAUGGUUGUUACAAUCUUAUCAAUGAAAUUUAUGUUUUGUUUUGACUAAGAUUGGGAAGAUGCAACAGAUGUUUUGCUAUUUUCGUCUUAUGAAGCUUAUUUCGUCUGAACUACUUUCAAUAGAUAAGCAUCAGUUUAUUCA
Brassica oleracea var. oleracea is the source of this 897-nucleotide messenger RNA. Its product is annotated as 40S ribosomal protein S5-1-like. Gene Ontology annotation, molecular function: rRNA binding; structural constituent of ribosome; mRNA binding. Lineage: Eukaryota; Viridiplantae; Streptophyta; Magnoliopsida; Brassicales; Brassicaceae. The record is from RefSeq and is a predicted model, not a curated record. The transcript has 5 exons. Gene Ontology annotation, cellular component: cytosolic small ribosomal subunit; ribosome. The coding region runs from base 111 to 734 and encodes 207 amino acids. Gene Ontology annotation, biological process: translation; ribosomal small subunit assembly.